This is a messenger RNA of Mercenaria mercenaria, 3265 nucleotides long. RefSeq lists its product as uncharacterized. Gene Ontology annotation, cellular component: membrane. The transcript has 5 exons. Bases 367 to 1983 code for a protein of 538 amino acids. NCBI's taxonomy places the organism in Eukaryota, Metazoa, Mollusca, Bivalvia, Venerida, Veneridae. The record is from RefSeq and is a predicted model, not a curated record.
CCUUUACUGCCAGGUUGCAUUCAAUAAGAGCAAUCCUUUAUUAAGACUAAUCACCGAUGCGUGUUUGAAGAUAAAUUACUUUACUUUAAAAAAUGGUAAGCGACAUAAACGACUGUGUUUUAUUCGUAUGUUAUUCAUAAUCUGCAGUCAAUAGCUGCUAGUGAUCAACACCUAAGGUGCAACAUGCACAUCUCGCGUUAUAAAUUGUGAACAUAUGAUUAUUUUAUCACGGCAAGCCAUGACAGAAUUGGACGCCAGGAGAAUUUACAUGGAAGGUUUCUAGUUAUAAUACAACGUUCUUAAACUCAAAUCGGUGUUUAGUUAAGUUAUGUCUUUUCAAAAAAAGGGAUAUUAUCUUUUUCCAACAUGAAUGACUUAAUGCAUUUUAUUAAUAAUAUGUCACGUGCUACAUCAUUAUUGACAUACAAGUUGCUUCUUGUCGUUUGUAUUCUUGGAAUAAUAUUUGGUAAAUCUGCCUCUUCUAACGCUAGGUGCCAGUUGCAAAAUGGCAAAUGCACUUAUAAUAUCAACCUAAAUCAGGUGGGUUCGUGUUCCAAGUCGACGAAAAAUUUGGAAGAAUUUUACUUUAACUCUAAGCCUGAAGAAAUCCGUCUUCCGGCUGAUGAAAAGAUGACUAAAAUGCAAAAGGAUUUUGACGUUGUGAGGUCCGAUCAUGAAAACAGAAUUAAAGAACUUGAAAAUUCUAUACAGAAAGUGUUGAGAAAUGCAAUUUCGUCGGCACCAGUUGAGUACUCAGUAAACCGGGUACGUUUGGAUACAACUUCCCGACAUGUUAACGCGAUUGGAACUAGGUCACCAAAUCAAGAAGGGUCGGGAAAUACUCUACUUCUAAAAUUACAGAAUCAAUUUAACACUUUACGGACAUCGCUAAGUCAAAGGACAGCAGAUUUAUUGGAAGCUAGAAACAAGAUAAACGAAACAACAGAUUUGUUACAAGCUGCACAAAAACAAUCAUUUGAAUCGAAUUCAAAACUAGUUAGUCUAGAAACGAAAUCAGCGGUUCUAGAACGUGAGAGCAGAAUUCUUAAAAAUAAAGUAAAAGACAAAACGGAACGUUUGGAGUAUGCAAACGAGAAAUUAAAUGCAACUGAAACUAAAUUAAUCACUAUUGAAAAUCAAUUAUAUGAUGUUGUGCGGUCUGAAGCAACGUUAAAGGAAGAAUUAGAAACAGUUAAACAUUUGCUUCGAGAAACACAACUGAAGUUACAGGAUUUACAAAAGAAUCAUACGGAAUUACAAGCGAAAUAUAAAAAAGCGAUGGUGACUUUGAAGAUAAGGGAAGAAGAACUUAUGGAAUGUUACACAGCGAAGACUCAGACGUUUUGUGGCUUUGAGGACCCUGACCUUUGUGGCUUCACACAGGAGAAUGUUACUGAUGACUUCGACUGGGAGAGAAUCCAGGGCCGAACUCCCUCUGCAAACACCGGUGCCGACAAUGACCACACUUGUAAAGACAGGAAUGGACACUACAUGUACAUAGAAGCCUCCGGUAAAUCCAAGGGCCAGACAGCAAAGAUGUAUACACCAAAAUAUCGAGGUUUAAACCCGCAGUGUAUCGAGUUUUUCUAUCACAUGCACGGACGAACAACGGGCACGUUCACAGUAUACAGCAAGCUUCUGACCAGUGACGAGUUCCGUGCAGUAUGGCGGGUGUUUGGUAACCAAGGCAACCUCUGGAUAAAAGCAGGUAUCUCUGUUGACGAGGAAACAGCUCGUUCUGGAUACCAGCUUAUCUUCGAGGCUAAGACAGAAACCGGAUAUGAAGGUGAUAUCUCAAUGGACGACUUCCGGAUAAGAGAUGGCCUAUGUGCAUUAGACGCAGCCUCGCUUGAGAUUAAACCGGAACCACUUCCGCAGCAAGAAAGGUCAUAUUUACUCAACGAACAAAUUGAACGUUACAGAAAAAUACUUCGAAGGAGACAAAGGAUGAGAAAUGAAAGAGACCGUUCAUCAGGACAAUAAAUGGCAUCGGCUUCUGUCGGUUCUGUGUAGUCAUUCAUUUACCUCAUAUUGAAGUAUUUCUUCUCAUGCAAAGAUACAAAAGUCACAAGGGAGGUACCGGGUUGGCAUAAAAGUUUUGGUUUAGCAGUAUAACAGUCGUUUGACUAAAACUGCUUUCUCGCUUGAAUAUUUUCAUUUAUGUACAAGGCAAGCGGGUAAUACAAUACAGCUGUAUAUCGUUACUCGACGGCAUCAAUGGUUUAGAUAUAUGUCUUCCGGGGGGAUGGGUUACGUAGUUCGAAUCAUCUAUUUGUACAUAAUACGUAUUAUUGAGUAUUAUUGAGUUUUAGUUUUUACUUCUUCAAAAUGUUGACUUUUAUAGCAUAUCGUAUUGCUUUGACAUUUUAGUAUAUCGUAGAAAAUGUGGAACAGAUGAAGCAAGUAUACCGUAUCGUCGCACUUCUAUCACAUAAUCCAUAGGUCUUGUCAUCUACGGUGCAAAAUGGUACGGUAUGAGACACAAACGUCCUUAUAGAGACGUUUACUAGCACGAUAAAAAAAACCUUUACAAACGGCCAUGACAAGACCAGUGAUGGGUGAACAUUGAUUAAACAUAAUUUGUGUUUUUGAAAGACGUUUUGCAGACGGUUUUCAUUUGCACCAUGAUAUCAAACAGUUAAUCUGAUAGCUGAAGUAUGGUGCCCUAAUGAGCACAUUAUUACAACAAUUACCAGGCGAGACAAGUACACUUGUUACUCCUAAACUGUAAAUAAUUGUUAUACCUACAAAAAAGACUAACUGUAGACACAUUUGGAUUUCGUAUUCAGUUAUAUACGGAAGAGCAUUAGUGACAAGAGAGUUUUAUUUAUCAGCUCGAGUUUUCGAGAUGCUAACUGAACUGUCUUUUUACGGCAAAAUGUUAAUGUCUGUCCGUCUGUCAAAGACUACAAAUGUUACUGGAAAACUUUUAUUGACACUUGGAUUGUUAAAAUCGAAAGCAGUGUACAAAGCCUGUACAUCCACGUGUAGCAUGGUAAUUAGUAAGUCGGAUUUUUUUCACAAUUUCGAGUUACUAUAUCAAAAAUUCGAAUUAGAAACUCGACAUUUUAAUAUAUUUAUCUCGAAAUAGUGUUAUUAUCUCGAAAUUUCGAGUUAAUAAAUAAGAAACUCAUGGCAAAAAUGCUCAAAUGUGAGUAAAUUAACAGUCUUGUAAAAUAUUUUUGUUAAUGUUUUUUAAGAAAUUUGGAAUUUCGUAUAAAAAGGCGGGUGAUUAUUAAAGUAUAGUAAAACCCUCAUAAACUGU